GGGAGUUCACUCUGGAAUACAAAUAAAUAAAUCAAAGUCCACAACAUCAACUAACAUUGGAUAAGUUACCAAGUCACGCUUUGGUUGUACAGAAACUGACACUUGAGUGAACAACUUACUUUAGAUCCUGAAAGCAUCAUCUCAACGAAGAAGAACAAGAACUAUAGUGCUGCUUGCAAAUAUGGCAGUAUUUCCACUGAAACUGGUCUUUUGCACAUUUAGAAUGCUGUGUGUUUUAGCAACAAACCUUUACUCCAUCCCGGCCUAUCUCAUCUGGAUGUUUAUGUUAUGGCCAAUCCGAUUCGUUUUCCCCAAGGUGUACUGGAAGUUGGAGGCUUUGUUGUUCAAGGGUCUUCUUGCUAUUAUUGUUACGUGGCUGUACACUGCAGGAUACCAAGUGUACGAGAGCGGCGACGACAUCAGCAGUCUGUACAAGGAGUCGUGUCUGGUGAUCUGCAACCACCAGUCGACCGCAGACAUCCUUGUUCUGAUGACCGCACUCCAGGGGAAGGGUCUUGUCGGGGGACACGUCAUGUGGAUCAUGGACUCCAUCUUCAAGUUCACACACUUUGGGGCCGUGUCAUUGGUCAGAGAAGACUUUUUCAUACACCAGGGAAAAGAAGGACGGAUAAAGGAAAUCCAGCGACUUGGAGCUCACUUGAAGAACAGUUUUUUCUUAUAUUUCAAGAAGUGGCUGGUUUUGUUUCCCGAGGGUGGUUUUCUCAGAAAAAGAAGAGAUGCUAGCAUAAGAUAUGCUGAAGAACAUGAUCUCCCCAUUCUUCAUCAUGUGACGUUGCCCAGAACAGGUGCCAUGAAUGCCAUCAUAGAGGCCAUUGCGGGUCAAAGACAAAUUGCAGAUAGUAGAAUCGACAAAGAAAUUGCUGAAGUCUCAUCUAAUGCCCAACUGGAGUGGGUGAUCGACAUGACGAUAGCCUACCCACAGGGCCGCCCGCUGGAUCUCCAAGGAGUGAUCUUCGGCUACUGGCCCCCAUGUCAGGUGGUGGUGCACUACAAGGCCUACCCGUUCGUUGACAUACCGUCGGACCUGGAGAGCCUCACCAAGUGGCUCUACGACCGCUACGAGGAGAAGGAGAACAUGCUGGACCACUACUACCAGCUCAACAGAGUGCCCAGCUCGGAGUUCCCACGCAGGUGUUUGCCCCUGAGGACAGACGGUCUGAUGCAGGUGGACAUCUUACACAUUUCCCUGUAUCACCUGUUCUUCAUCGUGUCCACGUACCUCCAUAUACUCUACAUCUACGGCCCCUUGCUCAGUCUGUUGUUUUAAGAUGCAGAAUCAUUGUUGUUUGGUGUGCAUGCAUUUUCAGAAUGAAAAACGAGGUGUUCUUUUGCUGAGGUUUAAAAAAAAGAAAAGAAAAAAAAGUGUGCUUAAUAUAUUCCUAACAGAUAUUAUAUGUUAUGUUUUAAAAUGUUUAACAUUUUAAACAGAUUUUAAAGAAUGUUUACAGUGUUUUUAACAAGUGCAUACAAAUGCUAUUGUCCUCCUUUUUUACAAGGCAUGUAUCCUGUGUGUGUGUUUUUGUGUUUAUGUGUGUGUGUGUGAGUUGUUUUCCUCUGAAUAGCAAACGUAUGUAUUUAAAGGGGCGUUCUCACUAAUGCAGUUAGUCGCAUCGAUUUGUCACAUGCGAUCGAUUCAUACUGUGAGAGCAUCUAAAUCGGAACAACUUUAGUUUUAUACUUUCCGAUUUUUGUAGGGCCAACAAAUCACAUACGAUAAGUUGGUGCGACUAAUCGCAUAAUGAGAAGGCAGCUCAAGCUACCGUAUGUUUUGUCCUACAGUUUAGGGUUGCAUAGAUCUAGAAUACAACAAAAUCUUUUAAAUCGUCAAUAUCCAGUUUGUACUGAUUGCACAUCUUACUUCACUCCACCUUGGAUCUUCAUUAGCAGAUCUGAAUUGACCCAAUACUAUGUCAUGUUAGUCAUUUUGAAUGUUUUACGGCUUGUUACCUACUGGCAAGGAUUUGAUUAGUUAAAAGAAAGGUCAUAUGGACAUGGCUAACAUUGGCUUUGAUUAGAUCUUUUAAAGGGACAGACCCUAGUUUCAGCCCAUGGAAAUGCACACUAACUUUAGUUAAGUUACAAUUGAGUAAAACCUGAGUCUGUGACUUUGAACUUGUGAAAUACCCUCUAAAAAUAGACUAAAACUUGAGUCCAUAACUGUUGCUUCUCAGACACACGUGCAUUUUAA
Messenger RNA from Gigantopelta aegis, 2209 nucleotides. RefSeq names its product acyl-CoA:lysophosphatidylglycerol acyltransferase 1-like. Gene Ontology annotation, molecular function: acyltransferase activity. Lineage: Eukaryota; Metazoa; Mollusca; Gastropoda; Neomphalida; Peltospiridae. The record is from RefSeq and is a predicted model, not a curated record. The transcript has 6 exons. Gene Ontology annotation, cellular component: endomembrane system. The coding region runs from base 182 to 1288 and encodes 368 amino acids.